Coregonus sp. 'balchen' is the source of this 2990-nucleotide messenger RNA. The record is from the annotation of a GenBank genome assembly. Lineage: Eukaryota; Metazoa; Chordata; Actinopteri; Salmoniformes; Salmonidae.
AUGCACGUGUGGGCAGAGGAGAUAUGGAGAGAGGCGGUGUGUAUGUAUGUGUGUGUGUGUGUGUCAGGGCAAAAUAAUGCCUCUUCUAAGAACUAGAGGAAGGAAAUGAGAGCAGGAAUGGCACGCAGGCUUAACUCUGGCCAGCUGACUGGUGCUGGAGCCAGGUAGAAUUUACAAUGCACACACACUUCCCCAAUUAUGAUAUAAAUGAACUAUAAUAUAUUUUUAAACACACACAUACAAAGAUGUAGGAUCUUAAGUUGAUCAGGAAAAAAUAGAUGAGCUUCAUGAUUGACAUAAAAAAUUCACUGAAAACAAACACUAACACACGGUUAUAUUAACAGUAUUGCACUUUUCAUGUAGCCUAAUUUUGGCCAGCUAAUAGCCUAACCACUGAUCAAGCAACAUUAUGGACUAAAUGUUCAAAUCCUGUUGCUGCAGGAUUAUUUUGCUGGGACAACACUGGUCAAAUUAAGAUCCUACAUCUGUACAGUACACGCACGCGCGUGCGUAUGCACACACACACACACACAACAGAAGGUGCAGAGGAGAUAAUUGUGUGUAAGGUCAAGGGUAAUUUUGAUCUAGGAUAGGCAAUAGGUCUUUCUAUUGUCAGUGCCACUAGGGCACGUGCGUGUUAAUAUUCACUCAGAUAGCAAUGACGACCUUGGUCCUCAGGCUACAGUCUGGCAUUCCUGGGCCCUCACAUUUCUGAGGUCCUGAUACAUUAGUGUUUGUUGGAUGCUGUUCUUGGCCCUCUCCUCUAUCAUCUGCCUUGCGUUGGCAAAACCUGACCGCACAUCUAUUUCUGGCCCUUUUAAAAUAACUGAAUGGAGUGUUGUGGUGGGUUGUUGUGUUCUACCUCAAGGUUAAUAUGGGGAAAGCACAGUCACCGGGAUGGAAUUUGUAACGUGCGUGUGUGUGUUACUUUCUCACUGACUAAUUAGCCCAUUACAUCAUCAUUAAGUGUGCUUCUUGACUCCAUGUAACAGCUGACAGCAGUCUGGCCUGGGGUCUACAGUACAACAUGUCCCUGAUGUUAUCUCAUGACAUUAAGGAUACAUUCACUAUAUUGUAUGUCACUUCAGUCACUGGUGCUCAGCUGUCAAAAACUAUUUUAUAGAAAUAUGAAAAUUAGAUUUCCUUUGGUCAAUAGCUAACCUAAAAUGCCUCUCUCUCUCUCUCUCUCUCUCUCUCUCUCUCUCUCUCUCUCUCUCUCUCUCUCUCUCUCUCUCUCUCUCUCUCUCUCUCUCUCUCUCUCUCUCUCUCUCUCUCUCUCUCUCUCUCUCUCUCUCUCUCUCUCUCUCUUUCUCCCUCUCUCUCUCUGUGUAGCUGGCUGACUUUGGCCUGUCCAACCACUUUAAGAAGGACAAUUUGCUCCAGACGUACUGUGGGAGUCCUCUCUACGCCUCCCCAGAGAUAGUCAAGGGACUGCCCUAUCACGGCCCAGAGGUGAGAGGACAACACACACACACACACACACACACACACACACACACACACACACACACACACACACACACACACACACACACACCCUCUUACUUACAAUGUUUCCCUGUGUUUCUCCUGGGCGUGUGUGUGUCAGGUGGAUUGCUGGGCCAUGGGAGUCUUGCUGUAUGCGUUGGUGUACGGCAGUAUGCCGUUUGACGGGGCCAGCUACAGAGUGCUCACAGAGCAGAUCAGCCAGGGACGGUACAGCAGACCAAUCCCUCCCUCAGGUAAGCCUACACAUCACCUGCAGCCUCACAAUGAACUGUAAACCUGUUAGUCCAUGACUGUCCUGUAAACCCUGGUGUUUGUACUGACGCCCUGUCUGUGUCUGUACCCUGCACACAGAUGCCUGUGCCCUGAUUGACUGGCUACUGACAGUGCGUGUAGAGGAGAGGGCCACGGUGGAGGACAUAGCCAAGCACUGGUGGGUCAACUGGGGCUACGAGGACAGUGUGUGUGACUGCCCCUCAUCCCCCCACCAGGACUGCCCCUCCCCGCUGCUCGCCCGCUACAUCGACUGGCAGAACCGGGUUGCCACGGCAACCAGUUGCCCGAACUCUGACCCUUCUCCUCACCCUCACCCGUUCUACUUCAGCUUCCCCCUGAAGGGUGAUCGCGGGGGAGGGAGGAGGUCGAGGGGGGAGAGGUCAAGUUUAAGGAAGUCGCGUAAGGAGAAUGCUAUCCCCCAGAGUGCACUGGGAGCAUGUAGUCCAGUUUGCACUAUAACUGCCAUCAACACCACCACUGCCGCCUCCAUUUCCUCUUCCUCCAUAGGCCAGGUCGAGAGGAAGAAACCAAAGGGGAUUCUGAAACCCCAGCGGAGCUUUGAUUCAGCCUUCCUGCCCCCUCCUAGGGUGAUGGGGGAGAACUCCUCAUCCUCCCAGCCAUGCAACCUGCCUCCCCAGCCCCACAGAGCUCACACACACACUCACUCUCACACACACUCACACAGUGAUGAUCUGUCCACAAGCCUGCCUGCCCCCUCUACGUUCUCCCAUUCCUCCUCCAAGAUGCCCAAAAAGGGGAUCCUAAAGAACCUGUAUGGGGGGGAGUCAGGGUACUGCUCAUCCCCAGAGAGAGGGAUGUCUGGAGCGGGCACAGGAGUAGGAGUUAGAGGGGUUGAUGGAGAUAUGUGCUGCUCUUACGAGCCCCACUCCCGCCCCCCCAGCUCAGAGGACAGUCCAACGAUGCGGACGGAAGCAGUGCGGAGGAGGAAAGGCAUCCUAAAGCGCAACGGCAAGUUCUCACGCAGCCUGGACCUCCCUGACACCCUUCAUCCCUCCUUAUCCUCAGCUCUGGCUCAUUUCCCUGAGGCCCUGCAGCAGCUCCACCAGGCCUCCGGGGGCAGUAGGCCCCCCAGCGUGGUGAGCGAGGACAGCCUCCUCUCCUCCGAUUCUUUCGAUCUGCUGGACCUCAGCGCCCAAUCACGUCGCAGGAUCUUCUCCCGGGGCGCCCAACGCAGUGCCUGCAGCUCAGAGGAGGAACUUGAGGACCCG